GGAGAUUUGCAAAGAUGCGUUAGCGAAAAAACGGCACCAUAUUUCAAUGUCGUUAUUAUUUCCUCUUCUAUUUUUUUCCCACUAAUUUUAAGUUUGUUUCGAAACGAAUGAUGACAUGGACUUUGCAUGACGAGGAAGGCAUUUAAUAUCGGAUGUCAACAGCAUUUUACGCACCGGUUAAACACGGCGGAAGGGAUGCACUUGCUGCUGACACUUUUUGACGAAUGUCAAUUUAGCAUUGCUUAUUUGUUGGGAAACUCUAUUUCAUUGUGAUACGGCGUUUAGUUGCAUGCAUUAGCGUUUAUACAAUCGUUGUCAGUAUUAGUUUGUGGCCGUAAUUAUUUGAACCGCCUGACAAACAUCAACGUCAUUGAUGUAGGACAAGAGGACUGAUUCAUCGGUGCAUUGCUUGAUCCAUUCUUGAAAACAGUGUUCCUUCUGGACAAGAUCUGGGGAUGAGUAGAUGGGUUAUUAGACAACCAUUACCGGGUUUAUGUAGUUCGGCUCGGUCUUCACUUAACGUUGAAUAAUUCGGCUAUACCGCAGUAAAGCCCCAACCAUGUAUGCUGGACGGAAAAGAAGAAAACCGGCGCAAAGAGACAUCGAAGUGAAAGACCAAAAAGAGAAACAGAAAGCUCCAUCUGAAGGGACCAAGUCUAACCCAUCAAAGCGCCACCGGGACCGUCUGAACUCUGAGUUGGACCGUCUGGCCAGUCUACUGCCCUUCCCAGAGGAGGUCACCUCCAGCUUGGAUAAACUCUCUAUCUUACGGCUCAGCGUGAGCUACCUGAGGACCAAGAACUUCUUCUCAGUUGCCCUGAAGACCCAGGCUUGCAAGGGGUUGAAGGCCAACGGUGGUAACCAUGACAGCAGCGAGACAACGGGAUUGGUGGACGGCUGGAUGCCCGAGGGUGAACUCCUAUUGCAGGCCCUUAAUGGUUUCGUCCUGGUCAUCACUGCAGACGGGGUCAUAUUCUACUCCUCUCACACCAUUCAGGAUUACCUGGGAUUCCACCAAACGGACGUGAUGCACCAGAGUGUGUUUGAUCUGAUCCACACUGAGGACCAGCAGGAGUUUAGGAGGAACCUGCACUGGGCUCUCAACCCCCCGGCCGUGCCCCAGCAGGUGGAGUCACCCUCAGAUGGAAAACCAGUCCCCAGCUCGUCCCUGGUGACCUAUAACCCCGACCAGCUGCCUCCAGAGAACUCCUCCUUCCUGGAAAGGAACUUCGUCUGUCGCUUCCGCUGUCUCCUCGACAACUCUUCUGGCUUCCUGGCCCUGACCCUCCAAGGCCGUCUGAAGUUCCUGCAUGGCCAGAACUGCCGGCUGGAUGACGGCUGUACCGUGCCCCCCCAGCUGGCCCUGUUUGCCAUCGCUACCCCCCUCCAACCUCCAUCCAUCCUGGAGAUUAGGACCAAGAACAUGAUCUUCAGGACCAAACACAAGCUGGACUUCACCCCCAUGGCCUGCGAUGCCAAGGGGAAGAUCGUGCUGGGCUACACCGAGGCUGAGCUCCGGGUUCGAGGCUCUGGAUACCAGUUUAUCCAUGCAGCUGAUAUGCUCUACUGUGCUGAGAACCACGUCCGCAUGAUCAAGACAGGGGAGAGCGGGCUGACGGUGUUCAGACUGCUCACUAAGGAUAACCGCUGGAGGUGGGUCCAAGCCAACGCCAGACUGGUCUACAAGAACGGCAAGCCUGACUACAUCAUCGCCACCCAGAGGCCCCUGGUGGAGGAGGAGGGAGGAGAGCACCUGAGGAAGCGUUCCAUGCACCUCCCCUUCACCUUCGCCACGGGCGAGGCCCUUCUCUACCAGAGUAGCUACCCCAUCCACGGCCUCAACGACUCACUCCAAGCUAAAGGCAAGACCAAAUCCAAGAAGGGCAAGCUGGACAAGAACCCGUCGAAGGAUAACGGUGGACUGGACCCCAGCUCCCUGCUCGGGGCGCUGAUGAGGCAGGAUGAGUCCGUGUACGUGUGCCAACCAGCCGUCGAGCCCAAGAUGUCCUUCCACAGUAGUCUGUUUAGUGAGGGAGGUGAGGGGAAAGGGCAGAGCAGUGGAUACUAUAGCGGUGGCCCUCUGGGUGGGGGUGUGGGAGAGAGCUGGAGCUCUGUGCCCAACGGGGUUACCACCAUCUCCACUGGCCUCAACGGAGAGCCUCCGUCCAGCUUCGACCCACUGCUCGCCACCCUGGACUCACUGUCUCUGGAGGGGGACGAGACAUGCUCUAACAGCGAGCUGUUCUCUGCUCUGGAGAACCUGGGUCUGAACGCAGAGGAUCUGGAGCUACUGCUGCUGGAUGAGAGGAUGAUCAGAGUGGAGAUGGAUCCGGACUACAUCCCGCUCAACGACCUGCUCACCAACAACGAGAUCCUCGCCUACAUCCACGACUCGCUGGAGAACAAGUCCGAGGAGGGCCAGGGUGGGGACAGUCAUGUGUCCAUACCACCACCCUCAACCACAACCCAUCCCCCUGGCCCUAUCCUUAAUUCUGCCCUUAUCCUUAACCCUCAUACCCAAGCCGCCCCCACUAUGCAUAUCUCUACCUUCCACCCCCAAGCUACUGACCCUCCUGCCCCUCAACCCAUAUUACCCCCUCACAGACUACCAAAACAGCCACCCAUAGUGCAGCUCUCCCAACAGAUGCAGCAGCACCUCAACUUAGUAAAGCCAGUUCUGGCAAAAUACCCCUGGCCCCCGACACAAACGAACGUCCCCGCGCCAAGCCAGCCAGACACCCUGCAGCACACAAACUCACUAACCUUGGUCCAUAAUGGUCACUGGCUUCCCCAGCAGCAGCAUAUGCUUGCGGGGCUUGAUGACCACUGCCACAGCCUUCACCCCCUGGUUAACAGUAAGACAUCCCAGCUGGGGCCUCACGGGGCCGGGCAGCUCAAACAACACCAGAACAACAUCCAUCUUCAGAGCCAGUGGCAGCAGCACAACCAGCACUUACAGGUCCAGCUUCAAUCUCCGUGUAAUUUCAAACAGCAGAAGGCUAGCAGCAGCAGCAGUGCCACUCUCAACGGGGUGCACCCUGAUCCCGAUUGGCAUAGUUCCAUCUACGACGACCAGUUGGGACUGACCGCUAAUGGAGCUAAUGGAGCCUGCACCGUCUCCUACCCCAACGGGCACGCGGACACCCUCACACACACUACAGAAGGAGAGGUCACUCACACGGAUUACGGUAUGGGUGAUUUGACUACCGUGGGCAUGGUCAUGAACGGGGUUAUGGUAGGGGGCAUAGGUCACUACCAGGGACAAGGAGGGGUGACCGCUAACCCCUCAGACCAUCUGGUGCAUCACAAACAACAUUCUCCACAGGUCCCAUCCACCUACUUCCCUCAGUACUCCACCACACAGAACUCUUUAGAUUACAUCCUGGGGCUGUCACAGCCUCAACUCACCAUGCCUACUCUGGACGCCUACGGCAUUUUGAAUAGCCCCGCUUCCCAGGAUGCCACUCACUGCAAGAUGGAGAACGGCUGCAUCCUCAACGACACCAACGUGGCUCACACAGGGAGCUGUCUACUGCCCAAUGUGAACAGCCAGACAACCAGCGACAGUCUUCAGCCUGACGUCCUACAUACCCUGCCAGACCCACAGACUACUGGCUUCUACCUCUGAGAGGGGGGCGGAGGGGGUGUCAGGGCAAAGAGAGACCAUUGGACCAUUUUGUCAGGACAAGGA
Molecule: messenger RNA, 3691 nt
Organism: Oncorhynchus nerka (sockeye salmon)
Lineage: Eukaryota; Metazoa; Chordata; Actinopteri; Salmoniformes; Salmonidae
Product: aryl hydrocarbon receptor-like
Biological process (GO): response to xenobiotic stimulus; regulation of transcription by RNA polymerase II; xenobiotic metabolic process
Cellular component (GO): nucleus; aryl hydrocarbon receptor complex
Molecular function (GO): protein dimerization activity; nuclear receptor activity; transcription cis-regulatory region binding
Source: RefSeq, a predicted model, not a curated record